Penicillium malachiteum is the source of this 1032-nucleotide messenger RNA. RefSeq names its product zinc-binding alcohol dehydrogenase family protein. The transcript has 2 exons. Lineage: Eukaryota; Fungi; Ascomycota; Eurotiomycetes; Eurotiales; Aspergillaceae. Gene Ontology annotation, molecular function: oxidoreductase activity, acting on NAD(P)H. The coding region runs from base 1 to 1032 and encodes 343 amino acids. The record is from RefSeq and is a predicted model, not a curated record.
AUGUCCACACAAAAAGCUGUUAUCGUCACUUCGCCCCAACAGGCCGGCCUCGUGACGGACCGUGCCAUCCCUGCUCUUCGCGAUGAUUACAUCCUAGUUAAAACCGAAGCCGUCGCUCUGAACCCUACCGACUGGAAACACGUUGCCUACCUCUCCCCACCUGGCGUCCUCGUUGGUUGUGACUACGCCGGUGUAGUCCAGGAAGUUGGAAAAGACGUUAAGAAGCCUUUCAAGAAGGGUGACCGCGUCUGUGGCUUUGCUCACGGUGGUAAUGCCGUUCAACCCGAAGAUGGUGCCUUCGCCGAAUACGUUGUCGCCAAGGGCGAUGUCCAGAUGCCCAUUCCCGACAACCUGAGCUUCCAGCAGGCUGCUACACUCGGUGUCGGUAUUUCAACAGUUGGUCAGGCACUUUACCAAAGCUUGAAGCUUGCUUCCCCCAGCGAGCCGCUGAAGACUCCUGAGCCAAUUCUGAUUUACGGUGGUUCUACUGCGACCGGCACACUGGCUAUUCAGUUUGCCAAGCUCUCUGGUUACAAGGUGUUCACUACCUGCUCGCCUCGUAACUUUGAUCUUGUGAAGAGCCUUGGUGCCGAUGAGGCUUAUGACUACAAUGACACCAAAUCAGCUGCUGCUAUUCGCGCUGCUACUGGCGAUAAGCUUAAGCUUGUCUUUGAUACUAUUUCCCUUCCGGAAAGUAUUAAGUUCUGUGAUGCUGCCCUUUCCACUGAGGGUGGUGAAUACAGUAACUUGCUCCCUGGCCCAAUUGAGCGCGCCAAUGUCAACUCUCGCUACACUCUCGGAUAUACAAUCAUUGGCGAGGCCUUUAGCUUUGGACCUAACCCUGUUCCUGCCAAGCCUCAAGAUCUGGAAUUUGGAACGAAGUGGUGGGCUGAGGCUGAGAAGCUACUGGCUGCCGGCAAAAUCAAGGUUAACCCAGGUGGCCUGAAGGGUGUUCUUGAUGGUUUGCAGCUACUGAAGGAAGACAAGGUCAGCGGUGAGAAGCUGGUCUACAACGUCUCUGAGACUCCUUAG